CCCUUUCUCAAAGGCGGCCGAAGGGGAGGAGGCAACCUCGGUCUUGCCUCAGGGCCAUGGAACCAAGUUCAUGGAUCCCUGUGAGGCAUUUGCAGCCGUCAGAUGUUCAUACAACAGGAAGCCGGCGGACGUUUAAGCCUCCCAGAGUUUCAGGGCUUUCGCUGGGCGCAGGCUCACUGCUUGCUAUUCCCUUUGCUGCCUCCAAAGCUUCAAGAAGUCGCAAGCGAGUCAUCGUGAGAGUCGCUGUCGAUGACAAAGUCAAGGCAGCUCCAAAGGAGGCUCCAAAGGAGGCAGAUUCCAAAGGAAGAGGAAUGGUGAUUCCCAUGACUCGAGUGGAAGGUCUAGAGGAAGUCAAGCUGGCCUUGAAGCUGGCUUGCAUCGAUCCUUCCCUUGGAGGAGUAGGAAUUUCCGGCGGACACGGAACUGGGAAAACGACCCUAGCCCGUUCUUUGCGCGGAGUGCUCCCAAAGAUUGAGGUUGUGGAGAACUCCAUCUGCAACUGUGAUCCCAGCAAACCCUCUGAGUGGGAUGUUCUUAGCCGCGAGCGUAUGGUCAAAGAUGACAAGGGCAAGGUCAAGACAAAGGUCAUCGAUUGCCCCUUCAUUGAAUUGCCUUUGGGCUGUACGGAAGACAGACUUGUUGGAUCGUUGGAUGUCCAGGCAUCCAUGGAUGCAGGCCGACCAAUUUUUGAACCUGGACUGCUUGCAAAGGCACAUCGGGGUGUCUUGUACAUCGACGAUGUCAACUUGCUCCAGGAUGAUUUGGUCAGCUUGCUCUUGACAGCAGUUGAAAGUGGAGUGAACCGGGUGGAACGAGAAGGGCUCUCGGUGGCUCACCCUUGCAGACCGCUAGUGAUAGCAACUUGGAAUCCGGAAGAAGGUCCUUUGCGGCCGCACCUGCUGGAUCGCUUGGCAAUCUCGCUGAACACAGACGUGGCCACUGUCUACACUGACCUGGACGAGCGCGUCAGUGCUGCACUUUCCGCCAUUGAUUUUGCUGAAAGGCCUGCGGCUUCUCUGGACGAAAGCGCUUCGGAGAUCUCUGCAAUGCAGACUCAACUUCUCUUCGCUCGCGAGUUUCUCAAUGAUGUCAAGAUUACCGAAGAACAGUUUGGACGAUUAGCAGAGGAAGCCAGUCGCGGUGGCUGCGAAGGCCAUCGUGGCGAGGUCUUUGCCGUCAAGAUUGCCCGUGCUCACGCGGCACUUCAAGGUCGGGAUGUUUGCAACGCGGAAGACUUGAAGCAGGCAAUCAAACUCGCAAUCCUGCCACGAAUUCGAGUGCAGGAAGCGCAGAUGCAAGAGGAGAUAGAGGAAGAGGAGGAGCCACCUCCACCUCCACCUCCACCACCUCAACCUGAUCAAGAUGAUCCGGAGGAGAUGGAACCUCCACCUGAGCAGGAUGAAUUUGAGGAGGAAGAGCAGGAGGAAGAAGAAGAACCGGAUGAAACCGAAGAUCAGGAGGAUCAAGAUCCGGAUGUACCUGAGGAGUUCAUGAUUGACCCCGAAGGUGCUGUGGUCGACCCCGACCUGCUGAAAUUUCAGCAAAAGCAGAAGAAGAGUGGUCGAAGUGGCAAGGGGAACAAGAUCUACUCCAUGGAUCGUGGCCGGUACGUGAAGGCAAUGCUGCCCAAGGGUGGUGACACAAAGAGUGGAAAGAUUGCGUUGGAUGCCACGCUGCGAAAUGCCGUGGUGUAUCAAAAGAUGAGGCGAGAAGAGGCAGCAAAGAAGUUGAAGCCAGAGGAGCUCAGAAACGUCUACAUCGAGCGAAGUGACAUUUGGGUCAAAAAGAUGGCCCGCAAGGCGGGUGCCCUGGUGAUUUUUGUUGUUGAUGCCAGUGGUUCCAUGGCAUUGAACCGCAUGCAGAACGCCAAGGGUGCAGUGCUGCGGCUCUUGGAGAACGCCUAUCAACAGCGAGACCAGGUGGCGAUGAUUCCAUGCCGAGGCAUCUCUGCAGAGGUUCUGGUGCAGCCAACUUCUUCGGUGGCGCGUGCCAGCGGCAGCAUGAAGGUAUUGCCUUGUGGUGGAGGAACGCCCUUGGCCCACGCUCUCUCCCAGGCCGUUCUCAUCGGAACCAAUGCAAUGAAGAGUUCUGAUGUUGGCCAGGUUUGCGUUGUGGCCAUUACAGAUGGUCGCGCCAAUGUCCCCUUGGCAGUCAGCGAGGGUGACCAAAGUGCCCUGGAUGAGAAUGGGAAAAUGAAGAAAGUGCCCAAAGAAGACCUUCAGGAAGAGUGCUACAUUCUCGCUGACAAGAUGAGAGCCUUGGGUUUCAAGUUUCUGCUCAUUGACACUGAAAACAAAUAUGUCUCUUCUGGAGUUGCGAAGACUCUGGUUGAUCGAGCUCAGGGACGGUAUUACUACCUGCCACGCGCCGACGAUGUUGCUAUUGUCGCAUGUCCCAGCUUUUGUCGCGCUUGGUAGAGAUAAGAGUCAAGGGUCUUUGGUUCUGGGUUCUUACCUUGUUGGUGCGCAUCUUGCAACCUCUAGACUCGACGCUCCCAUCCUGAAGCAUUAUAUAUGUAUAUAUAUAUAUACACACAGAUAUUUUCUGGAUAUGAUAGUAUGACUUGAUCCCUGAGAAUCACAUGAACGUGGCAGCAAAAGGAGCAGAUCUUUGGGAGAGACAUGGGUGAUGAAGCCUAACACCAAGGCCGGCAUCGCUGGCGAUGCAAUCAACGAGCUCCGCGCGAAGUAGCGCUAUUUUUGAAAAACGCUUGCCUUGCCCUGCCUCAUGAUCAUUCAAAAUCAUUCAAGCAGAACACGGCUUUUCUUGGUAUCAUGAAG
Cladocopium goreaui is the source of this 2780-nucleotide messenger RNA. The record is from the annotation of a GenBank genome assembly. NCBI's taxonomy places the organism in Eukaryota, Dinophyceae, Suessiales, Symbiodiniaceae.